Euleptes europaea (tarantolino) is the source of this 1299-nucleotide messenger RNA. It is a transcript of the gene AMDHD1, whose product is annotated as amidohydrolase domain containing 1. Lineage: Eukaryota; Metazoa; Chordata; Lepidosauria; Squamata; Sphaerodactylidae. Bases 1 to 1299 code for a protein of 432 amino acids. Gene Ontology annotation, cellular component: cytoplasm. The record is from RefSeq and is a predicted model, not a curated record. Gene Ontology annotation, molecular function: imidazolonepropionase activity. The transcript is spliced from 9 exons.
AUGGCCGGCCAGUAUGAACUCCUCCUCGAAGGCGCCCAGCAGCUGGUGCUCGUCUGUACCAAAGGCGAAAAAUAUCUCCUAGAGUCUGGCAUGCAAAAUCUGGCAGUGUUAGAAAAUGCCAGUGUGGUGAUUGGCAAAGAUGGCUUUAUAAAGGCAGCAGGAGAUGCUGAUGCCAUUCGCAACCAAUUUUCAGGAGUGCCUUUUGAAAAGAUAGUUGAUUGUUCAGGCAAAUGCAUCUUACCAGGUCUGGUGGAUGCACAUACACAUCCAGUAUGGGCUGGUGACAGGGUUCAUGAAUUUGCUAUGAAGUUGGCAGGAGCUUCCUACAUGGAUAUCCAUCAAGCUGGAGGAGGAAUACAUUUCACAGUGGAGCACACUCGGAAAACCUCUGAAGAUGACCUCCUCCGAAGUUUAAAGCAGCGGCUGCUCCGCAUGCUCAGAGGAGGCACCACUUUGGUUGAAUGUAAAAGUGGAUAUGGUUUAAACCUGGAAACGGAAAUUAAGAUGCUCAGAGUGAUUGAAAGGGCCAGGCAAGAUCUGAGCAUUGGUAUAUCUUCUACCUACUGCGGAGCUCAUUCUGUUCCAAAGGACAAAGAUGCCCUUGAAGCCACUGAUGACAUUAUCAACGUCCACCUUCCCAAACUGAAGGAACUUGACCUUAAUGAUGAAAUACAUGUUGACAAUAUAGAUGUUUUCUGUGAGAAGGGUGUCUUUGAUCUAAAUUCUACCAGAAGAAUUCUUCAGGCCGGGAAAGAGAUAGGGUUACAGAUUAACUUCCAUGGGGAUGAACUCCAUCCAAUGAAAUGCGCAGAGCUUGGAGCUGACCUAGGAGCCCAGGCUAUAAGUCAUCUGGAAGAAGUUAGCGAUGAAGGUAUUACUGCAAUGGGCCAAGCAAAGUGUGCAGCUGUCCUGUUACCAACAACUGCCUACAUGCUGAGAUUAAAACAGCCUCAAGCUAGGAAAAUGUUAAAAGAAGGAGUGAUUGUUGCUCUUGGCAGUGACUUCAACCCUAAUGCUUACUGUUGUUCAAUGCCCAUGGUAAUGCAUCUGGCCUGUGUAAACAUGAAGAUGUCCAUGAAGGAAGCUUUAGCAGCUGCUACCAUCAAUGCUGCUUAUGCUCUUGGGAAAUCCGACACUCAUGGCUCCAUAGAGAUUGGCAAACAAGGAGAUCUCCUUAUCAUUAACUCAUCAAGGUGGGAGCAUUUGAUAUACCAGUUUGGAGGCCAUCAAGAACUGAUUGAGUAUGUGAUUGUCAAAGGAAAAGUCAUCUAUAAAAACACAAACAUUCUGGACUACUAA